Molecule: messenger RNA, 3710 nt
Organism: Anopheles moucheti
Lineage: Eukaryota; Metazoa; Arthropoda; Insecta; Diptera; Culicidae
Gene: Teh2
Product: protein tipE
Exons: 5
Coding region: 1527-2399 (290 amino acids)
Biological process (GO): regulation of sodium ion transport
Molecular function (GO): sodium channel regulator activity
Source: RefSeq, a predicted model, not a curated record
UGUGCGAAGCUGAUCUCAAGCACCAUUAACCAUUAAGGCCCACCUUGUGUUCCGUUUGAUCGAACACAGCGCUAUCAAUGCACCGACAGUAUACGGCUCGUAACAGUUACCAGAAAGCAACUGGCCUUGUUGGCACUCAGCCGAUCGAAAGGAUCUGAUUGCUUGGAGGUUAUAACCCGCAUGGCAUAACACGACACCAACACUAGGAUAAGCGCUACACACGAAUGGGCCAGUGGAUGACAUACGAACCACCUUUCCUUCCCCACUUCACCGUCGGAUUACCCAUUGUAUUGUUAAGUAAUAUGUAAUUUUAUCAACGUGACACAUUUUGUUUAACAAUAUAUUGUUCGAUCUUUCGAUGCAACCGAUGCCUUGCGUUCACACUUAGCAGCAAUACGUUCAAAUUUGUAACGAAGCGGCGGGGCGCAAGAGAGGGAAGAGAGAGAGAGAGAGAGUACGAACAAAAAAAGGAAAAGGCAUCCAUCUAGCGAAAGGAAGUGCAUCGAGAUAUGAGGCAAACAGAAAACAAACAACCCCGUUAAGUGAUAUUUUAAUUGUCGACAAACCAACUCCCGUAAAUUGAUGACGAGCGAGAUACCGGCCGGACGUACGCGCCACCAAACGGCGGACAUCGACGCGUAACAACACGAGCGUCCGGUUUAUUGUGGCAAAAGUGGCAAAUAAUAUCGUUGUCGUGUGUACUUUCGCCCCAUUUUUUGUUUUCGCUAGGCUGGAAAUUUGCCACCACUGUUGCCGCCACCAGUACCGUACCAGUGGUUGGAGGAAACAAACGAAAAGAGAGAACCACUACGCUGGAUCAUCGAACAGGAGCUGGACCCCCCCCGCCAGAGGGGAUCACUCCACGACCACGAGAUAGAGGAAUGCGUGUACCGUAGAGCAAGAAGCGAACACAGUUUGUAAUGCUUCACCGAACAAAUUAGAACAAAUAUUUUAGUAACCGAAACCGUAAUAGAGGCAACGCUAAUUAGCACAACACUACAACUACUCUUACUACUACUGCUAAAUCGAAAGCGAACAUAAAACGGUUCACGGUCGCUUGAGCGCACUUGAGCGACUGCCCCGGAGCUCCGAGAAGAAGCUGUAAAUGAUACGAUCGUGUGUUGGAGAGCAUUUGGCGAAUAUUGAACACAAGCGUCACAACAAGGAACGGCACACCGCUGCCGUUGUGCUGCCACAAGACGCAAGGCACCGUUUUCGACCAUUUUGUAUUCUUCAGCCAGUUGCGGUAGAAUCCCUACCCGUUUAUAGUAGCCGUUAAGUCCACGUUAGUCAAAACAAACAAUAUCGGCUUGAGCAGUUGAGAAAAAAAGGUUAGGAAGCAAAGCAGAAUUCAGGCUCUGCCAAUGACAACUUAAAAUCUUCGAUUAGACGCUUCAGCCAGAUCAGAUAAUCCGCUGAAAAGGCAGAGAGAGAGCGCGCGUGUGAGUGUGCAUCAGGGUGGCAGCUUGGUCGCGAACGACAAUACCUUCGGUUUUUGCCGGAAAACUACUACGCACAGUCAGACGAUGCGAUCCAUCAACGAUAUCCGAGGGUCGUCGUCGACGCUGUCGGGUGCGCCCAGCUUAACGAUGAGCAAACCCAGCUUGAACAACAGCAAGGCGAGCCUCACACACAGCAGACAGAGCAUCAGCAAUUCGAAUCGGGAAGACAGACCACCAACCAGAGAGGAGCUGAUUGCCGAGUUUCUGGAUAAGGCAAAGUUCUACACAUCCCUCUGUCUAGGUACGACGGCCAUCCUGUCUGUGUUUGCAUUUCUCUUUCUGAUACCGUUUGUGGUGGAUCCCGCAAUAUCUACGAUCGUGGCGGAUUACGACCCAAUACCGGUGACGUGCGUCGUGACGGACCACGUGUACGCGGAAGGGAUGCGCAACUGCACGUGGAGCUCGUGUCGGGAAGGUUGUACGACCGCCGCGAUCCGGUGUCACCAGCUGCUGGUUAACUACACCAAGAUAGCGUUUCACGAAUGGCACAAACAUCCGCGAGAUCUGGACAGCAUCGAGUGGGACGUCAUGGAUACGAAGUUUCUCGUCAACACCGAAGGCUGCGGGUAUCCACCACGGGUGAACUGUUCGGAAUUUGCUAAACAGUACGGUUACUCGCACGUUGGUGAACCGUUUCCCUGCUACUACAGUCGUGCCUACCCAGAAAUCGUAGUUGCUCGCUACUCCUGGGAUGACAAUCUGAAGCACCUGAUACUAUCGCUGAUCAUACCGAACGUGCUGUUCGCUGUGUCAAUCGGUGUUCUGAGCUACUGGUAUUGUCCUUGCUGUGAUAAAGCCUGCCACAAGUCGCCUCGCGUCUACGCGGAAAAGUAUCCUACGAAAGAGAACAAACUUCUAUGCCGUAGUGACGAUGAGGAAGACGAACUAGACUACUGAAAAAUAAAAAAAUACACACACACCGUCUCUCUCUCUCACACAAACACACACGAUACACAAGUUUACACAUUUUACAAAUGUUUCACCACAAAGCAGCGGAUUUUUGCGUUUUUUGUUUUGGAUAAAGUACACUUUCACACGGUAUAUUUUAAAUGUUCGAAUUCAAAUAGCAAAAACUCGACUAUUUUGAGUUUUUAUCCAUGUAUUUCUCUUGUUUUUUUUAAUACACAUUCCUCCGUGACUCCAGUGAUGUGGAGUUUGGGAGUUUUGCUAAGUUUUACUGUUCCUUUUGACUGAUCGUAUACAUACCGUCGCGGCCAAGUCUCGGUGAGGAGGCACACGAGCCUGCCAAGGCUAUCCAUCGACUAGUGAUGGUAUUGCAUACAUCAGCAAAACCAACAGGACAACGGAUUCGUUUAAACCCAAAGCUAGAAAGAGUCGUGGAAAAUUGAAUAUCCACAAUCGGAGUUCAUCCAAUAGCAAGUGAGAACGGCUAGAGCAGAAUCGUAAAGGAUAACGGGAGGGAAUCUAUGUGUAUGGGGAUGGCAUACGCGGACCUACUGGUCGUCCGAGCGGUCCUCAGGUCGCAGGGCAACAAAUUGCGGAGCACACCACGCCAUACACAUCACGGCCAUCGCCGGCCACACGAUCGGGCUUCAAUGCAUCAUCAUCAUCAUCAUCCUGUUCAACCUAUGUACCAGUGUACACCACGCCGGGGAUCAACAAGAAUCAAUCGUGCAUCGCCGUUUGUAGCAUCGUUAGCGUGGAAUUGUUAAGUUUACAUUACUUCUUUCGAUUGGCAAAACACAAAACAAACCCGAAACGAAUCUCACAAACUGUUAAACAUCAUCUCUAUAGUUAGACACGCAAACAGAAUAGAAAGAUUAGCCAGAUUAGCCGCGGAUAGUAUUUUACCGGCGAGAGUGUUUUUUUCUUCUAUUUUCUAUUAAAAAAGAAACACACCAUUCACAUAGGAUACUACUUCCUCUCGAGGCAGUUUUUAUCCUUCCCCUCCCACGUUAUUGUUAUUUCGAUAUGGAACUGUUAAACCCAACACGCCUAUAAUAGGACUCUCAAACAGAAUAAAAGGCACGUGUGGUGGAGUAAGACGAAGCUAAUUUCGAUAUUUUUUUAGAUAAAAAAAACAGCUUCAGAAUCAAGGGCUCGCGAAGAAAAUGCAAGAAAAACGAUACAGUGGUUAAAUCAACAUUAUCAACCAAAAAAAAAAAGAGAAAUAACUUCAAAAGCUAAACCAGCUUAAUCAUUACAAAAGUAUGUCAGACAACUCUUACGCAAACAAACAAACAAAAU